UGUUUAUUUGUGAGCCAAUAAUUAAAAUUGGCCAAAUGUUUUUUCAAAUUUUAAUCAAAAUUUACAAAAUUGAUAAAAAACAAAAAUUCCAAUCCAUUUGAUCAGUAAUGAUCAUGUUUAUUCUUAAACUACGAAACUGCCUAGAACCCUUAUUGAUAUUCAUAAUUUUUUUGGCCAUAUCAAUCAGUUCAUUAUUAUUAUAUUUAUUGUUAAUGAUUAUAAUCGUAAUGAUGAAUACAACAAAGACAGCUAAUAAAUCUUUUUCAUGGUCAUCAUCAUCAUCAUCAUCAUAUAGUCCGAUAAGAUUAUCAUCAAUUUCAUUCAUACGAAUGUUGAUCAUUACAUGUGGUGUGAUAAUGAUAUUGGCCGUAUUAAUCUGUUUAAUUCAUGGUUACAGUAAACAAAAACGUCGUCGACGACAAAAUCAUUAUCGAUCACAAAGAAUAAUAAAUCCAUUAUCAUUAAAUUAUCGAUAUCAACCAAAACAACAACAAUCGAAUCAUAAUGGACCAUCAUCAUUGAUCAAAGUAUUGACCUUUUGA
Dermatophagoides pteronyssinus (European house dust mite) is the source of this 542-nucleotide messenger RNA. RefSeq lists its product as uncharacterized. The record is from RefSeq and is a predicted model, not a curated record. NCBI's taxonomy places the organism in Eukaryota, Metazoa, Arthropoda, Arachnida, Sarcoptiformes, Pyroglyphidae.